AUGCCUCCAUCAAUCGCGCAGCUGACUGACGAGUCCGACGCUGACCUUGACUCAAUCGAGACUAAGAUCGAGAAGAACAUGAAAGACAUUGCGUACCUCAAGGCGAGCUCAGACCCUCCAGCACUGGAGAUACUCUUUCUGACCAAUCUUCAGAGUGAGCAGCGCAACUUCACCGAGAGGCUGGAGACACUCCAUGAAUCCCAACAGAAGCUACUGAAGAAGCUGAAUGCCAUCAAGUCCAAGAAUUACGUUCAGGAGAUCGAUAACUUGAGAGCGGAGAAGCAGCUUCUUCAGCAAGAUUCUGGUAUCUUGAGUGGUGAAGAUGCACCAGACACCACGCCGUGA
Messenger RNA from Aureobasidium musti, 345 nucleotides. Lineage: Eukaryota; Fungi; Ascomycota; Dothideomycetes; Dothideales; Saccotheciaceae. The record is from the annotation of a GenBank genome assembly.